Molecule: messenger RNA, 1033 nt
Organism: Salvia hispanica
Lineage: Eukaryota; Viridiplantae; Streptophyta; Magnoliopsida; Lamiales; Lamiaceae
Product: Plastid-lipid associated protein PAP / fibrillin family protein
Source: RefSeq, a predicted model, not a curated record
AUGCUAAAUUGGAUUUUAUUUUUAUUUUUAUUUUUAUUAUUUAGCGGCAGCAAUGGCGGCAAUCGUAGCUACAGUUGGACCAGCAAUGGCGGGUGUGACUGCACCGAAUCCAUACACUCUUCUUCCCGGUCCUCUUUGGAAUUCUCUUCACCCAGCUGCAGUCCAGGCCCGUCGUGACAAGACCAUUAGAUUUGGAUUACUUUCUUCUAUCAAAGCUGUAGAAAACAGAUCGGAUGAGGUAAUGGCACAAGAAACGCAAGAGGAAGAAGUAGAAGAGAAUCUGAAUAUUUCCCAAAUUAAACAGCACCUCUUUGCUGCUCUACAAGGCAUAAAUAGAGGCAUAUUUGGAGUGCCAUCAGCCAAGAAAAGUGAAAUCCAAAAUUUGGUUGAGCUGCUCGAGUCUCAAAAUCCCACACCUGAACCAACUCUCUGCUUAGAGAAGGUAGCUGGAGCUUGGAAGCUCAUCUAUAGCACCAUUAGUAUUCUCGGCUCAAAAAGAACUAAACUGGGAUUGCGGGAUUUCAUUAACUUGGGAGACUUCAUCCAAACAAUAAAUGUUGAUCAGGGUAAAGCUGUAAAUGUGAUCGAGUUCAGUGCCAGAGGGCUGACUGUACUUAGUGGACAAUUGACAAUUGAUGCAUCUUUCAAGAUUGUCUCAAAUUCACGAGUCGAUAUCAGUUACCAAAAGUCAGUGAUCACCCCAGAUCAGUUGAUGAAUGUUUUCCGUAAAAACUAUGACCUGCUUCUACAAAUAUUCAACCCAGAUGGCUGGCUCGAGAUCACAUAUGUUGAUGAUGCGUUGAGAAUCGGCAGAGAUGAUAAAGGAAAUAUCUUCAUCUUAGAGAGAAUAGAGAUUUGCUGAGUUGCAAUCAAAUCCUUUUUUAUUUGUGAUGUGCAAGCAAAGGUAAAUGCAUUUUUGAUGGAAACAAAAUUUUGUUGCAUUUGGAUUCUGGAAAUAGAGCCAGAUAGUUUGUAUACACACCCAAUUAUGAUUAAAAUAAUAAUUAACCUCGUUUUUCGUCUUUCGACACAA